AUGGCUGAAUCAAAUGAAUUCGUUCCAAUACUUUCUCUUAACUCUAUCGACCAACCAGCUUUAUUAAAACGUUGCAAAAUUUUAAUUGAAAAAUUUAUAUCUUUAUAUAAUAAUCCACCAGAUUUUAUUGCUCGAGCACCAGGUCGAGUUAAUCUUAUUGGAGAACAUAUCGACUAUGCAGGCUUUGGUGUUUUGCCAAUGGCUAUUAGUAAUGAUGUAAUUAUUGCAGUUAAUUUUUCAAAUAAAAAAGGUUACACAAACGUUAGAUUAUCCAAUAUUAUUGAUGAUAAAUAUAAGCAAAAGUGUUGGGAUUUUGAAGGAAAAGACAAAAUUGUUGAAAUUAUUGUUGAAGAAGGUGUAUCUGAAUGGAGUAAUUAUUUCAAAUGUGGUUAUAAGGGUAUCCUUCAACAUCUUGGAAUUGACAAUCCUGUUGGAAUGGAUUGUCUAGUGGACGGAAUUGUACCAAUAGGCGCUGGAUUAUCUAGUUCUUCAUCAUUUGUUUGUUGUGCUGCUUUGGCGACAUGUCAUGCUAAUAAUGUAACAUUAACAAAAAAACAAAUUACUGAGAUAUCUAUUGAAUGUGAAAGGUUCUCUGGAAUGAACUCUGGAGGAAUGGAUCAAACUGCCUCAAUAUUUUCACAGUCUGGACACGCUCUCUAUGUUGAAUUUUUGCCAACACUUAAUGCCACUCCAACUAAAUUACCAACAACUAAUCCACCAAUCACAUUCGUUGUGGCCAAUUCUCUUGUUAAGGCUGACAAAGUUAUCACUGCUCCAAUUCAUUACAAUCUACGUGUUGUGGAAACUAAACUUGCAGCUUAUCAUUUAGGUCAAUUAUUAUUCGGAAAAGAUUGUGAAAAUUUAAAACAUGUUUGUGAUUUAUAUUCAAAUUCUACAAAGGUAACAAUCGAUAAACUAGAAAAACUUUCUGAUUACGUUGAUCAAGUUUACGAAAAGAAUCAAGAGGGUUACACUUUAGAGGAAUUAACAAUUAUGUUGAAACUAUCCUCAACUGAAAUUUAUGAUAAGUUCAUACCAAACUUUCCUGUUCGUGCUGAAAGGUUUCAUUUAUAUAAACGUUCAAAACACGUUUUUGAGGAAUCCUGUAGAGUUUUAAAAUUUUAUGAGGUUUGUACCUCUGGUAGUAGUAUGAAUGAUGUUGAGAUAUUUGAAAGUUUAGGUAAUUUAAUGAAUCAGAGCCAUCAAAGUUGUAAAGAAUUAUUUGAUUGUUCUUGUGAUGAAUUAAAUGAUUUAGUGAGAAUCUGUUUGGGUGGUGGUGCUUUGGGAAGUAGACUCACGGGUGCAGGUUGGGGUG
Molecule: messenger RNA, 1315 nt
Organism: Dentiscutata heterogama
Lineage: Eukaryota; Fungi; Glomeromycota; Glomeromycetes; Diversisporales; Gigasporaceae
Source: the annotation of a GenBank genome assembly